AUGGACGCAGAUUCAGAUUUAGAUCAAGAAGUAGAGAUGGAGGAAGAAGGCGAUGAUUUGAACAUCACGAUUGCCCCUAAAUCAUACUGUAAGGCACGUCUUCUAAAAGGGAACACCGAAAUCGAUAUUCCGAGUGACUUCAUGAGCAUUGAUAUAUCUGGAAGGAUAGGAGACAACUGUGGAAAGGUUGAACACCUCCUGAGGCUCUUGAACGAUGAUUCCCGAAGGUGGAAAGACAUGACUAUCGAAGGUGAUCGGAAUGGGGAUGCAAUGUCUCAGGCUUUCCUCUCGGUAGUCGGACUGGCAAUGACAAAGUGCAAAUCUUUCUUUUGCCUGCAAAAGCUUUACGCGGACGAAACAUUGUAUCAGUGCUUGAUGUCUGGGCUUACGUCGCCAUUAUGCGUUCCUAGUCUUGAUCUAUGUGCUUACGGACCAGACCGUCAAAAGAUUAAAGCGAAACACUUGAAGUGUCUCGCUGAAGGCAUUGCACAAACCACUGCACUCAAGGACUUUAGCUUUUGCUCAUUGUUAGACCAUGAUGCACCAAUUGAGGAUAUCAGCGGAGUGCUGGUCGACGGGAUUGCGAGGAACAAUACUAUUCAACAUCUCGAGUUCGAAUCUCGUAAUUCAUUGGAUGACAAUCUCUUUCCGUGCCUCAUGAAGGCGCUUCAACGACACCCAAAAGACAAGCUGGAAUCGCUGAGUGUACGGAGUCGAAAGAUUACAAUGGACCACGUUAAGGACUUGGUCGGCUAUAUUGGCCACAAAAAGUGCUCGAUGAAGAAGCUUCGUAUCAAAAAAUCAGAGCUGUCCAGGAUCCCACGAGAAUUUCACAAUGUACAUAAUACAUCCCUGAAACAGCUUUGUCUGUCCGAAGUAGACAAUUGGAGUGACUUUGUUUCUGUGGUGUGUCCUACUCUAUCAUCCCUCUCGAGCCUCACAAUCAUUGGUCAGAAUGUCACGGAUCUAGCGCCAUUGGACAACCUCUUGUGCGAUGAGAGUGCGUUGACAAGCCUAACACAGUUGCAUCUGACUUCCACGGCAUUGAAGGAAGAGGCUCUAUCGGUCUUUGCUUCCAAGCUCCUGCGGAUGAAACACCUGCGCACUAUUACGUUGUCGUUUCAUCAUUUGCAUUUUUUUCAUCCUCGGUCGAGCAAACUGGACCCUUUCUUGACGAUGGUUCAGAAAAGCAAGAGCCUUGAAUAUAUAAAUCUGUCUGUUGACCACCCCAUGGAAGCAGAUGUACUUUGUGUUCUAAACUUGAAUAAAGCUGGACGCCGGGGGCUAGAGACAUUGCCGUCGGGUAAUAGUAGUGGUGGUCAGCAACCACUUGACAUUGCGCUUUGGCCAAUGAUUCUGAACCGCUGCCUUACCCUCAAGUACGCCAAGAGUAUUCGAGGGCGCUUGGCUCAAGGCAAGGAACAAGAAGAGAUUGCAAGAGACAAUCUUUUCUUGAUUCUUCGAGAUCAUGCUUACAUUUUCGAUGCAAUAUGUGACAAGAAGUAA
Messenger RNA from Cylindrotheca closterium, 1506 nucleotides. The record is from the annotation of a GenBank genome assembly. NCBI's taxonomy places the organism in Eukaryota, Bacillariophyta, Bacillariophyceae, Bacillariales, Bacillariaceae.